AAGCCACAGUCUUCAUAGUAUAUGGUAUAUACAUGUUUUCGAUAAACGCACAAUAACCGGCAUUUUCCCGAUCCCUGCCUCUCUUACAUCAUUGAAUGGUGUGGGGCUCGGCCCAGUUGCACUUAACGGGAAUGCCAAUGUCCGCUCCAGAGCUUCCAAUCAGGCCAUUUCGAAUUCCGAGCUGAGGCCAUUUGCCCGAAAAAAAGCUCGUCCGUGCAUACUCGCCUCGACCACCUCCCACAAAACAUCAACCGACGAGCUCCCAGGCCGCCAGCCGCUCCGGUUAUCCAAUUGGAACCAUCUCCACUCACCAAGUCUGCGUCGAGUUCGCUAGCCGACCGACGAGAUUUAUCAAUCGCCCAACAUGUCGCCCGUCCUCCGCAACGCCCUUGUGCGCGCCUCCCGGCAGUCGGCCACGACCGCCCUCGGCUACCGCGCCGCCUCGACGCACGCCAUCUCGAACCCGACGCUGGCCAACAUCGAGAAGAGGUGGGAGGGCAUGCCGAUGCAGGAGCAGGCCGAGCUGUGGAUGGCCCUGCGCGACCGGAUGAAGGAGAACUGGGCCGAAAUGACCGUCCAGGAGAAGAAGGCCGCCUACUGGGUGGCAUUCGGUCCCCACGGCCCUCGUGCCCUCGACCCCCCCGGCGAGGGCAAGAAGGUUGCCCUCUAUACCGCGGUCGGCGUCGCCGCCAGUCUCCUCCUCUUCGCCACUGUGCGAUCGUUCGCUAAGCCGCCACCGAGCACCAUGACCAAGGAGUGGCAGGAGGCGACAAACGAGUUCCUCAAGAACCAAAAGUCGGACCCAUUGACCGGUAUCGCAUCAGAAGGCUACUCGGGUAAAGGCGCCGUACAGUCGCCCUCGUCGAAGGCAUAAACCAGGGCCGCUUUCUUUUGUCAAUAGAUGGAACUUACUAUCCCGGGAAUCGCUCGCGUAUGGCGAGCUGGAGAAAGACGUUUGGGGUGACGGAGCAUGGGGGCUUACAGGGGCUGACACUGGAUGGUGUAAAUACUGUACAACGCGAUCAAUGCGACUUUCUUUCCUUGUUGCCCCCAGUUCAGAUUCUGGCAAGCUGUCCGAGCUUGCCGGCGUUCAAACUACCCAGUGCCGAUGUUCGCCAUGUCGGCCUGACCUCAACUGUUUGCCAGUUUCCUAUGC
Molecule: messenger RNA, 1156 nt
Organism: Chaetomium fimeti
Lineage: Eukaryota; Fungi; Ascomycota; Sordariomycetes; Sordariales; Chaetomiaceae
Product: mitochondrial cytochrome c oxidase subunit V
Exons: 3
Coding region: 365-874 (169 amino acids)
Biological process (GO): mitochondrial electron transport, cytochrome c to oxygen
Source: RefSeq, a predicted model, not a curated record